CCAUUCAGCGCCAUUUCCGUGUUUUGGAAGGCGAUGUGUUGCUGGAGACCUGAGAAGACCCUGUGAGGACCUGCUAGGAUGGGGCCAGCUUGGCUUUGGCUGCUAGGAACAGGGGCCCUGGCCUGCGUUCACUGCCAGCACUUUUCUGAACAUGGAGAUAAGAGGCUGGAGGUUCCUCGAGGACCCAGUGGCCCGCUCUCAGAGCCUGUCCCAGCCUACCAGACGAUCACACCCACCAUCACCAAUUUUGGUCUGCGUUUAUAUAAGCAGCUGGCAGCAGAGAGCCCUGGAAACAUCUUCUUCUCUCCAGUGAGCAUCUCCACCACCCUGGCUCUGCUCUCUCUUGGGACCCAAGCUAACACCUCAACUCAGGUUCUGGAGGGCCUGGGCUUCAACCUCACGGAGACACCGGAAGCCGAUCUCCACCGUGGCUUCCAGAGCCUCCUCCACAGCCUGGGCCUGCCCAGCCCCAAACUUGAACUGAAACUCGGCACCUCCCUUUUCCUGGACAAACAACUCAAACCUCAGCAGAGAUUUCUGGACAGUGCCAAGGAGCUGUAUAGUGCCUACGCUUUCUUGGCCAACUUCUCAGAUUCCACAGCGAUGGGGAAGGAGCUCAACGAAUACGUCAGAAAGCAAACGUACGGGCUGGUUUCCAACAGCUUGCAAGCCUUCUCUCAGGACACACUCGUGGCUCUCCUGAACUUCAUCUUCUUCAAAGCCAAGUGGAAGCAUCCUUUCCAUCGCUACCAGACGCAGAAGUGGGAGCGCUUCUUUGUGGACGCGAGGACGGCUCUCCGGGUCCCCAUGAUGCACCAGAAGGAGAUGCACAGGUUCCUCUAUGACCAGGAGCUGGCCUGCACCGUCCUGCAGCUCAAGUAUAGUGGGAACGCCUGGGCCCUGCUGAUCCUUCCCGACCCGGGCAAGAUGGCACAGGUAGAGGCGGCCCUGCGACCAGAGACCCUGAGAAAAUGGGACCAGCUGCUCCUGCCCAGCCUGCUGGAUUUGCACUUGCCCAUGUUUUCUGUCUCGGGAACAUAUGCCCUGGAGGAGGUCCUGUCCAGGAUGGGUCUCACCGACAUCUUCAGCCUCGAAGAGGACUUUUCGGCAAUCACCGGACUGCUCAACUACACCGCCUCCAGGGUGUCCCACAAGGCAGUGGUGGACAUGAGCGAGAAGGGGACCCAGGCCGGGGCUGCCUCCAGCCUGCUCUUGCAGCCCCAGGCCCCGGCAGCCUCGGCGACCGCAGCAGGGACAGGGCCCCACGCCCAUUUCAACAGGCCUUUCCUACUGCUGCUGUGGCACGUGACCACCGAGAGCUUGCUCUUCCUGGGAAAAGUCAUCAACCCAGUGGCCGGGUGACCAUGAUGGGGGCCAGGGGUAUGUCAUCUCCUCCCCUUCUCCCCUGGGUGAGGGCCACCCCCUCUGUGUGCAAAGUGUGAAUAAAGUCGGCCUGGGCCUUGUGA
Echinops telfairi (small Madagascar hedgehog) is the source of this 1466-nucleotide messenger RNA. It is a transcript of the gene SERPINA11, whose product is annotated as serpin family A member 11. The transcript has 5 exons. The coding region runs from base 79 to 1362 and encodes 427 amino acids. Gene Ontology annotation, biological process: negative regulation of endopeptidase activity. The record is from RefSeq and is a predicted model, not a curated record. Lineage: Eukaryota; Metazoa; Chordata; Mammalia; Afrosoricida; Tenrecidae. Gene Ontology annotation, molecular function: serine-type endopeptidase inhibitor activity.